Molecule: messenger RNA, 2705 nt
Organism: Symsagittifera roscoffensis
Lineage: Eukaryota; Metazoa; Xenacoelomorpha; Acoela; Convolutidae
Product: protein disulfide-isomerase-like
Exons: 9
Coding region: 1-1527 (508 amino acids)
Biological process (GO): protein folding; response to endoplasmic reticulum stress
Cellular component (GO): endoplasmic reticulum
Molecular function (GO): protein disulfide isomerase activity
Source: RefSeq, a predicted model, not a curated record
AUGAUAUCUGUGUGCGUUGCACUGAGUUUCGUCGGCCUUGUGCUGGCAGAAGUUGAGGUAAACAAAGAUGGCGUGCUUGUUCUAACCACCGACACAUUCCAAGAAGCCCUUGACUCAGCAGAUUACGUCUUAGUAGAAUUCUAUGCACCUUGGUGUGGUCAUUGUAAAGCUCUGGCUCCCGAAUGGGCUAAGGCUGCUCAGAAGCUUCUCUCAGACUAUCCUGACCUCUCCGUGAAACUUGCCAUGGUAGAUGCUACUGUGGAAUCUUCACUGGCUAAAGAUCACGGAGUCAGGGGAUACCCCACUAUCAAAUUCUUCAGGAAAGAAGCCAAAACUGAACCUAAGGAUUAUUCCGGAGGCAGACAGGCGAAUGACAUUGUGAACUGGCUUCUGAAGAAGACCGGACCGCCAGCAGUUGACCUGACCAGUGUGGAGGAGGCAGAGAAAUUCAUCGACGCAGAGAAGAUUGCAGUUAUUGGAUUUUUCGAAAAGAGCGAUUCCGAUGCUGCCAAGGCUUUCAUCUCCGCAGCUCAAGCCAAGGACGAUGUCAAGUUUGCCAUUUCCACAGUUGUUGCAGUGCGAGAGAAGUAUGAGGUGGCUGCCGACAAAGUGGUAGUGUUCCGAAAGUUCGAUGAGCCGCAAGUGGUGUUCGAGGGAGAAAUGACCGCGGAAGAGCUGAAGAGUUUCGUUGCUAAAGCCCAGCUGCCUUACAUCAUCGAAUUCUCAGACGAGACGGCGCCACAAAUCUUCGGCGGAGACAUCAAGACACAUGCGCUCUUCUUCUGCAACGUCAAGGAGGCAACUGAGAUGUUGGAGGAAUUCAAGAAAGCGGCCAAGGGCCUGAAGGGCAAGGCUGUGUUCGUCUACCUCGACAUCGCCAAGGACUCCAAUGCAAGAGUCAUGGAAUUCUUCAACCUCAAGGCCGAAGACGGCACUCAGCUUCGCGUGAUCAAGAUGGGCGGCGAUAUGAAGAAGUUCAAAGCCGACCUGACUGAAUUCACUGAGGCUACAUUCACCGCCUUCGUGCAGGAUGUGCUAGAUGGUAAAGUGCAACGACACCUAAUGAGUGAAGAGAUUGCGGAGGGAUGGGACAAAGAGCCUGUGAAGGUGCUGGUUGGAAAGAACUUCGAAGAAGUGGCCAUGGACAAGACCAAGGACGUCCUUGUCGAGUUCUAUGCACCUUGGUGCGGUCACUGUAAGGCCCUGGCUCCCAUCUAUGACGAACUUGGAGCGCACUUCCAGGACAGCACUGAUGUAGUGAUUGCCAAGGUAGAUUCCACCAAGAACGAAGUGUCAGCUGUCGAUGUCCAGGGAUUCCCCACCAUCUACUUGUUCCGAAAAAAAGACAACAAGGCUAUUCUGUACAACGGAGGCCGAACCCUAGAAGCCCUGAAGAGCUUUGUGGAGUCGAGGGGCGAAGUACAGAAGGAGGACGAAGAAGGGGCGGAAGAAGAGGAGGAAGACGAAGAAGAAGGGGAGGGGACAGGAGAGGCCCCGACUGACGACCACUCCAAGGACGAGUUGUAAACACAACACGACAUCAAAACAUCUCACAAUUUUAAGUGCGCUGACCGCCACUCCUCAACUAAAACACUGAAAUCAUUAUUAGAAGUCACUAUCACGCAACAUAUUUCUUGACAUCAUCAUAACAUCGAUACCAUGUUGCUGAGUCCGUGGUACAUAACAGCUGCAAUAGUAGGGGAAAGCUUACGUAAUAUCAUGAGGCGACAUUCUGUUGCACUACGUACAAAAGGUUGUUACCCAGGAAGUUACAAAUUGUAAUGCAACAACAUCGCUGGUAAAGCAAAAUGCAAAAUAAACAACUGGUACAGUUUAAUUGCAAUUGAAUUUUUAAUUUAAAGACAUCAUUAUUUGUUAACUAUAGUUGUCAUUAUAUGUCAACUUUGAAUAAAUGUUUAAUAUUGUAGUUUGCUGGGUUAAUAUUGAGAUUUGUUAAAAGGGCUUAUACAUUUGUGGAAACCAGGUAGUAAAAAUAUGAAUGAAAUGAAGUUUUGUUAAAUAGCGACAAUCCCUCAUUAUGCUUGAUGUUCUCAACACUGCUUAAAAGUGCUAAAAAAAUAAGUUUUGAUUAUAUUCAAAAGGGAAAAAAAAAGAAGUUAUUAUUUUGAUUAAAUGUGCAUACGUGAGUGCUAACUUUGCCUUGUCGUUACAAUGACAUAUGUGGGAGAUCGUCAGUAUAAUUGUACUUAAAGCCUUUGCGUAUCUGCUUCUUCUCUCGGCUCUUUGUUAUCCGACAUUCAUGAAUUUUUUUAGGCAAAAUGCCGAGGUUCAAAAUGUCAAGAUGCACAAAUUUGAUUAGAAAUGGCCAAAUAUUGUCGAAUUGGUUCUCUACUUUCUGAAAAAGUUGAAUUAUUUUGUGAAAAAAUGGUGCAGCCGGGAAAAGAAAAGAACUCAGUUAUAGUUGUGCUCUUCCAUUGCCGCUCUCUACAUAAUGUACAUACGCUAAUUAAGUUGUCGGCCCUUGGUCUCCUCUUCCUUUACAAAAUCAACGUUAUGUCCUCAUGAUUUUGAUAACUUUUGAUUUGUUGGCAUUUGCGUAAGUUGGUAAUGAUGUACAGUUACUUAUGUAAAGUAACAUAAUUACUCGGUUUGAUCUUGCUUAUCCAUAUGUUAUAUUGACUGUUGCUGUUAUAUUACAUCGAAUAAAUUAAGGUAAAUCUGAAAUUUACUCUUACUAAAUCUUA